AUGAAUCCAAAAUGCAAAUUCGUUGUCGGUGUCGACUACGGCACCACCUUCACAGGCGUCAGCUAUGCGUUUUUCAGUAGCCCCCAUGUCCCAUCCAGGAUAGCGUAUCCUCAAGGCAAUUGCGCGAUUCAGGGAAUCAGUUGGGGAUUCUUAAUUGAACACGGGGUACCCGCCUCUUCCGGGACCAAGUUACUUUUGGAUUCAGGUGUGGAUAUAACCGAGUUCAGUGAUACGGUUUUGGAGGCAGCAACCGGAUUGGGAAUCAUGAAGUUACCUCACGGAAAGAUCGCCAUCCAGGUUGUGACAGAGUUUCUGCGGGAGGUCUAUGUGAACAUCUGCCGAGAGCUGGAGAAGCACCUUGCCAUGCUUCAUUCUCCUCUUCGUCCUCGCGAUGUGCAAAUGGAAUUCUGGGUCACAACGCCAGCAGUCUGGUCGGAUCAGACUCAGCUCAAAUACAAGGAGGCUGCUAUUCGUGCAGGCUUUGGACCAAGUGAUGACAGCCGGGUGAUGGGGUAUUGGUAUGCGACUGUGGAGGCGGCACCGUGUUAUCUGAUCUCGGAGGUCUCUCCCAGGUUGUCGUUUGAUGAGCUAACAUCGGCCGUUUGUGGUAUGUGCGGUGCCACAGCCAUCGACCGCAAUUUCUAUCUUCUUGUGUCUGAGAGGUUUGGGGCGGCGUUCAAGAACUUGCCCCUCACGGAAACAGGCGCAGAUAGCAAUUUUAUGGGUUCCUUUCAGACCAUCAAGGAGGAAUUUAGCUGUUCAGCUGUGGACAAGGUCUAUCGACUUCCCCUGGCCAUGGCCCUCAACAGCCCCAACCCUACGUUCUUUGACGCAGAAAAUCAAUUCGUUCUGCUUUCCAGCAAUGACGUCCGUGGGAUAUUCGAUCCGGUGCUUCGCGGGAUUACGCAACUAAUAUACCGCCAGAUUGAAAGUGCCAACCAGGAGGUUGGCCGCUUUAUCAUCAACAAAAUUGUGUUAGUCGGCGGGUUUAGCCAGUCACCAUAUCUACGGGAACGGAUCUCGAAAGCCUUUGUCGUCGAUGGCAAGCUGGCCAUACUCACUCCAGCAGAUCCGCAAACAAUGGUCAUGCGCGGCGCAGCAAUUCGGGGACUUGGAGGGCCCCAGCCCACCACGAGAAAAUGCCGAAACCAUUACGGCGUCGAGCGUUCUGUUUGGAUCAAGGGUACCGGGACGGUCACAGGGUUUGCCUCCUGGGUCCUUGCCAAGGGGGAGCGAUAUGCCUUGAAUCACACGGCAACGCAAGACUUGGUUGUCCCCCAUCGCGCAGGGGAUUCACUGCUGAAGACCAGUAACAUCUAUGGAUGUAAUGAUGCGAACGCCCCACAACGAGUUGAUCACCCAGGUGUUGAUCUCAUCUCACAGCUCAUGUGUGACUUUGCCGGCGUCGAACUUGCUCAGUUUCCGCAAUCUCGAACGGGCACACAAGUGGAGUAUCUGCUAAGUUAUUCCAUUGAGAUCACCUUUGGCGCCCGGGGUGUGCUCAAGUGCAAGGCUGUCUGUCAGGGUCGAACAGUCGGAGAAACUACCGUCCAACUUGCCCGAGAGCAAUGGUGGGGAUCUCUGUCGACGGUGCUUGGUUUAUCCAUGGCUUAG
This is a messenger RNA of Aspergillus fumigatus Af293, 1614 nucleotides long. Its product is annotated as HSP70 family protein. NCBI's taxonomy places the organism in Eukaryota, Fungi, Ascomycota, Eurotiomycetes, Eurotiales, Aspergillaceae. The transcript has 11 exons. The record is from RefSeq and is a predicted model, not a curated record. Bases 1 to 1614 code for a protein of 537 amino acids.